Molecule: messenger RNA, 1527 nt
Organism: Prunus dulcis (almond)
Lineage: Eukaryota; Viridiplantae; Streptophyta; Magnoliopsida; Rosales; Rosaceae
Product: protein-S-isoprenylcysteine O-methyltransferase A-like
Exons: 3
Coding region: 583-1311 (242 amino acids)
Biological process (GO): C-terminal protein methylation
Cellular component (GO): membrane; endoplasmic reticulum
Molecular function (GO): protein C-terminal S-isoprenylcysteine carboxyl O-methyltransferase activity
Source: RefSeq, a predicted model, not a curated record
AUUAUUGACAUUGAGGAGCAGGUGAGGCGAGGACCUGCUUUCAAAAGAAAGCAUGCGGAGGGUUUAAUGAGUUCUUUUAAUGCCAAAAUUGCCCUAGUUUAUUUUCUUUAACGACGACGCUUGUCCCUCCGGUUACACGAUCACUCCUGUUCUCUCAUUUCUUUUGUCUUCGUAUUUUCUCAACCUCCACCGUCGUCACCAGACUCACCACCCAACUGCCAGCCUUCUGCCUUCCGGCCAGAUCUCCCGCUCCGGCCAUCGCUCUGCUUUUCGUUCAUCUCUCGCUGCCGUCGAACACCAAAAACAAAGAGCGAAAAUUCCCCCUUCCGCUGGUAAGAACAAACUCCAGUCAAUUACUUGAAUCCUCUCAUACAUGCCACUCUUAGAUCCUUCUUAGAAAAAAGAAACUGAGCUGUUAUUGCCUCCAUAAAUCCCUAUAUGGAGCUUCUUACUUGAUUUUUUGUUUAAUUAUACUUGUUGCUGGAAUUCGAAAGCACACCCACUUGACGGAGGCUGGAGCUAAACAACACCAGGGUAAUUCAGAAUGCAAAAAGAAUAAUUUCAAUCAAUCGACAUCAGAAUAUGUCAUUCUUGAAGCAUGUUUGGGGUGAUGUUGAGAGACAAUUUUGUACUUCAAUAUCACAUGGUGGUUUAACUUUUCCAGGGCUCCUUACAGUACACCAGAGCCAAAGAUUGAUCCGCUCUAUUGUAACAAGCAUGGCAGUAGUCUUCAGUUACACAGCCUGCAGACAGCUGUCACAGAUGUUCGCGGCGAUAAUCUUUUUUCAUGGUUCUGAAUACAUUUUAGCAGUUGGCAUUCACGGGAAAUCAAAUGUCACUCUGAAAUCUCUUCUGAUCAGCAAAAACUAUGUGGUUGCAAUGAUUUUUUCCUUGCUGGAGUACUUAAUUGAAUAUAUUUUGUUCCCUGGUAUGAAGGAACACUGGUGGGUCAGCAACUGGGGCCUUGGAAUGCUUAUAAUAGGGGAAAUCAUUCGGAAGAUGGCAAUAAUUACAGCUGGUCGGUCCUUCACACAUCUCAUCAGGGUUCAUCACUCAGAGCAUCACCAAUUGAUUACAAAUGGAAUUUAUAGAGUUGUUCGGCAUCCUGGUUACUGUGGUUUCUUCAUAUGGUCAGUGGGCACUCAGAUAAUGCUUUGUAAUCCCAUAUCAACAAUUGCAUUUGCACUUGUAGUUUGGCGCUUCUUUGCGCAAAGAAUACCGUAUGAAGAGUAUUUCUUGAGGCAGUUUUUUGGGUCGCAGUACGAGGAAUAUGCCAGACGAGUUCCUGCCGGGGUGCCUUUUAUAAAGUGAAGAUCCGAGGGAUUCUGUGGGAAGGGUUGAAUUCCUCUUGCCUCACUCAUCUUGCUUCUGCUAGAUUGUAGAAUAGUGUUGUCUUCUUUAGCUGAUAAAUGGGUUGCAGGUGAGACUGAGAAUGUAUCAGCCAAUGUUUUGUAUGGCUUGUCCAUGAGACUUAAAUUCACAUGAAAACUUAACAUUUUUAAUCUAUAUGUUUACACACGCAGACAA